Messenger RNA from Lichtheimia ornata, 1557 nucleotides. RefSeq lists its product as uncharacterized. The transcript has 6 exons. NCBI's taxonomy places the organism in Eukaryota, Fungi, Mucoromycota, Mucoromycetes, Mucorales, Lichtheimiaceae. The record is from RefSeq and is a predicted model, not a curated record. The coding region runs from base 1 to 1557 and encodes 518 amino acids.
AUGGUCACAAUAGAGCGUUCUACUCUCGAUGUAUACAUUACCGCGUACCUGAUCUACAGCAUUUGGAAAAAUGACAGGUUCAAGUGUUUGCGACCUUCCAAAUUCUUUGCUGGCGAGCUGCGAAGCAUCAUUACGGUCAUUAUGUUUAUAAUGAUGACAACACAAGCGGUAGUUGAUUUCUAUUCAACCUACAUCAAGUACACUGAGGGGUUCAUGAUGCUGCCCACUGGGUCAAUCGUGCAAAAACCAUAUGCGUUUUGGUCACCUGAGAACCAAAAACCGAUACAGCCAAUGGACUAUCUCCAAUGUGUCACCUUUGCUUUUCACACAAGCGUGUUUUUCCUUAUGCAAUGCUUUUGGAACUACUUGUCCAAUAGCGUUGCCAAAAGAAGCUUCAUGGGUUCCUUUGAAUUCAAGUUUUAUAUCCUUUGGGCUUUAGGUAGCGUAGCCAUGUUUCCGGUUCUUCAAUGGCGUUGGAGCUAUGACGAGCUGAUGAGCGAGAUUGUACCACAGCUGGCCUAUGGCGGUGAAGUAUUGAUCACCGCAUUCCUGGGUAUUCGAUCCAACUUUCGAUUUAAGCGUAUUAUUGCUUAUUCAAUGCGUACCAAGAGCUCAACCAGCACUGCCAUUGUCAAUCGAUUGUCGUACUUUAAGGAGAUGAACAUCAUCUUAACGUGCGUCUUGUUCAUUUAUGGCGCAUGCUUUGUGAUCUUGUGUGCCGAUGGCUUGACCGAUGGCAAGACCAUUAAUACCAACAAGUUUGCAUGCGAUUUACUCAUUGCCAAUGUUAACAUGUGUAUCAUUGUGCUUUGGUUGCUCUUUAUCUCGAUUUUCCAUCCUCGUCGUAAUUUGUCAACGCCUCAAAACUCUGCCAUUUCUCGCUCGGGUCAAGAAUCCGAAUUCCAAUCGAAGAAUGAUGUUGAGUUGACCCAAAACAGCCGUCCACUAAGCCAACGUAUCACCAACUUUAUUCAAAACAACAACGUUAUCAAUGGCGGUGGUAGUGCCUAUGGCAGUGAAAAGUAUCAGCAACAAUCAUCUCCCGUAUCAUCGCAACCACAUGAUGGCUAUGGCAACGGCGUCUUUAUGCGACCCAUGUCACCGGUCAAUGUUGACUAUCCACCUUCCAUGGGAACAGAAGCUGCACCUCUUACAUCGGCAGCAGCUGCUACCUCGGUGUAUCAACGCAACAUGUCGAUUGAGGAUCCUUAUAGUAGUCAAUCGGUUGUGUUUUCAAUGGUGGAUCCACCCCCACCACCACGCCCCUCAGCACCCGAAAACCAACAGACUCGGUUCCCCACCCCCACAACUGACAUGUCGUAUCACACGACCACUGCCACGGGUGCAGUUGAAUAUCCCAUGCACAACGUUGGGUUGAGAGAUCAACAUGAUGCACGAAGCGAGUUUGAUGUAAGCGACUAUCACGAUGAUACAACCACUACACAACCUGGCAUGUCGACAACGCAUGGUGCUGCUGCUGCUGCUCGUGAACAACAACAACAGCCACCACGUAUGGUGACCGAUUGGCUAUAUCAAUCUCCUGAACGCAAGCAGUAA